GAAACUUGGGUCCCAAGAAAAGAACCCAAUCCCCGAAUUGCCCACCUCAUAUUCUCCAACCCCUUCCUCUCUUCUUAAAUCAGAUUACUAUGGCCGCCACCACCACCAGACCACCGCCCAUCCCCAAUCGUUGACAUGCCACCGCCGCAACAACCACCAAUCAGUAACAGCCACGUCAACCUCCCCGAAACCCCCAACAAGCUCCCGAUCGUACCCGAUCUCCUCCUCUCCGCCCUCUCCGUCUUUUUCCUCUUCUCCUCCUCCUCCUCCUCCAAAAUCACCCUCCUCCCCAAAACCCCACUCUUCAAUUUCCCAUCCUACCCUCGCCGAUUCGUCAAAAUCCCCACAAUGUCUCCACCACCACCACCGCCCCGGGACUUCGCCACGCCGCAAUCGCUCUCCGACUGGCUCAAGCCGCGCCUCCGCUCCGACUCGCUCGCCUCGUGGGGCGUGAAGCCGGGGACCAAGAACGUCCACAACCUCUGGCUCGAGCUCUCCGAAGGCGAGAGCUCCCUAGCCGACUCGACCCCGCCGGUUCGGACCGUCCACGUCGUCACGGUUCGGGUCAUCGGCGCUCAAAACCGGGUCUUGGUCGAAGCCCAGCAAGAGUUAUCGGACGGCAGCGUCAGGACCCGGGGGAGGCCCCUGUCGGAGAAGAUGAAGCCCGGCGAGGACCCCAUAUCGGCGGCGAACCGGGCCGUGUUGGAAGAGCUCGGGUCGAUACUAAACGGGUCGGGUCAAGACGGCGUUGUGAAGAUUGUGCCCGGUUCGUAUAGCAAGAAGGUGGAGGAGCGGAGCUCGGAGUCGUAUCCGGGGUUGCCGGCGUGUUACGAGCUGCAUUCGGUGGAUGCUACGGUGGAGGGCUUGCCGGAGGAGGAUUUCGUGACGGAGGAGGAGCAUGAGUAUGCCGAUUCCGGCGAGACAAGUGUUGCUCAUGAGGCUGUGUCUGUCAAGAAGCAUUUCUGGAAAUGGGUUAGUCUUGAUUCGAUAAACCAUGAGCUCAAUUCAUAGCCUGUAAUGUAAUGUAGCAGUCUUACUUAUAUAACAAUCUUAUUAGUGGUAGAGUUUUUCUUACUGUCUGUGCAGUAAUUCAUAGAAUGUAUCAUUUACUUUUGCUUUUGGUCAUAUAAUAAAUAGAAUUUUUCGAACUGACU
This is a messenger RNA of Rosa chinensis, 1154 nucleotides long. RefSeq lists its product as uncharacterized. The record is from RefSeq and is a predicted model, not a curated record. Lineage: Eukaryota; Viridiplantae; Streptophyta; Magnoliopsida; Rosales; Rosaceae.